AUGGCUUCUGGUUUUUUCGGACAUCCACUUUAUAGUGACCAAAGAUUCAAUCAUCUUAAAGUGGGUGUCAAUGGAGUUAUUGGCACAAAGAGAAAAUCAGAGGAAUCUUUUUACACAGGUAACCCUAAUUUCUUGUAUGUUGGGGAUGAAGAUGAUAACAAAACUGACCUAGGUCAAGAUCUUUCAAUAUCCCCAUUUUACCCCCAAUGUUAUCCUUCUUUUUCCGAAAACCCCACCUCCCCAUGGCAGCUACUUAGCUUGGCUAACAAACCCUUCACCCAAAAAAAGAUAAAAAGAUCAGUGAGCAUGCCGGAAACCACUGUGGUAAAUGUCAAUUCUAUCCCUCGGAGUAACAGCACCAACAGUUUACCCAAGCUUCGAUUUAGAGACCAUAUUUGGACUUACACUCAAAGAUAUUUAGCUGCUGAAGCUAUUGAAGACGCAAUAUUGGAAAAUGGGUUAAAAGUUGAAAACAAAGGACACGUGGAUGAAAACCAUGAAAUGCAUCUUGUUCAGCUCUUAAUCUCAUGUGCUGAAGCUGUUGCAUGUCGUGAUAAAGCACAUGCUUCGACUUUAUUAGCCGAGCUUCGAGCCAAUGCGCUUGUGUUCGGGUCAUCUUUUCAGAGGGUUGCUUCCUGUUUCAUGCAGGGGCUAACCGACCGGUUAGCCAUGGUGCAACCGCUUGGUGCGGUUGGGCUUGUAGCCCAACCGCAUCGACUGAACCUCAUAGGUUCAGAGAAAAAGAAAGAGGCUUUACGCCUCGUGUAUGAAGUUUGCCCGCAUAUUCAAUUCGGACACUUUGUUGCUAACUCAACAAUAUUGGAAGCCUUUGAGGGAGAGAGUUUUGUCCAUGUGGUUGACUUAGGGUUGACCCUUGGUCUACCACAUGGACACCAAUGGCGUGGUUUGAUAGAGAGUCUAUCAAACCAGCCUGGAAAAUGUCCACGCCGGGUUAGGAUAACCGCGGUUGGACAAUGUGCGAGCCGGUUUCGUAUCAUUGGUGAUGAGUUGGAGACGUAUGCACGUGAAUUGGGUGUAAAUUUGGAGUUUUCAUUGGUGGAAAGUAGUUUGGAGAAUCUUAAGCCAGAAGACAUUAAGACUUAUGAAAAUGAAGUUUUAGUGGUGAACAGUAUGUUACAACUCCAUUGUGUGGUGAAAGAGAGUCGAGGUGCUUUAAAUUCGGUUUUACAGAUAAUCCAUGAAUUGUCCCCGAAAGUUUUAGUACUUGUGGAACAGGAUUCGAGUCACAACGGGCCCUUUUUUCUUGGGAGGUUUAUGGAAGCUUUGUAUUACUAUUCAGCUAUUUUUGAUGCUCUUGAUGCGAUGUUACCUAAAUAUGACACUAGAAGGGCAAAAAUUGAACAGUUUUACUUUGCGGAAGAGAUCAAGAAUAUUGUGAGUUGUGAGGGGCCUAAUAGGGUGGAAAGGCAUGAGAGGGUUGACCAAUGGAGGAGGAGAAUGAGUCGGGCAGGGUUUCAAGCUGCCCCGGUUAAGUUGAUGGCUCGGGCAAAGGAAUGGCUUGGAAAGCUUAAAAUUUGUGAAGGGUAUACGAUUGUGGAAGAAAAGGGUUCGUUGGUUCUUGGGUGGAAAUCUAAGCCCAUUGUUGCUGCUUCUUGCUGGAAAUGUUAA
Lactuca sativa (garden lettuce) is the source of this 1629-nucleotide messenger RNA. Its product is annotated as GRAS family protein RAD1. The record is from RefSeq and is a predicted model, not a curated record. Lineage: Eukaryota; Viridiplantae; Streptophyta; Magnoliopsida; Asterales; Asteraceae.